Aphidius gifuensis is the source of this 972-nucleotide messenger RNA. It is a transcript of the gene mRpS9, whose product is annotated as 28S ribosomal protein S9, mitochondrial. NCBI's taxonomy places the organism in Eukaryota, Metazoa, Arthropoda, Insecta, Hymenoptera, Braconidae. The transcript is spliced from 10 exons. The record is from RefSeq and is a predicted model, not a curated record. The coding region runs from base 1 to 972 and encodes 323 amino acids.
AUGGCGUUGACUGUAUCAUGUGGAUUUUUUAUUAGAUCCAAUGUUUACAGAAAUGUUAUUAAAAAUAUAGGUAAUACUUGUUCGUCAACAUCUUAUUUAACUCAACAAAAUAAUGUUAUUCUAAGGUUUUCGUCAGUAUCAGUUGAUAUUAAUCAUGUUAUCAAUGAGGGUGAACCAAAACAACAAAAAAAACUUAGCAAAGCUAUGAAAGCUUAUUUGCAACGUGCAAAAGAACAUGAUGAAUUUAUUCACAAAGAAACUCAGGAAUAUUUAAUUGGCAAACGACAUUUAGCUAAUAUGAUGGGUCUAGAUCCAAAUUCAUUUACACAAAAAGAUGUUAAUGCUGCAAUACAAUAUUUAUUUCCUUCUGGUAUAUUUGAUCCAAGAGCACGUCCAAUAAUGGAUGAACCAGAAAAAAUACAUCCUAAAAAAAAAGCUGCUGAAUUUGAUAUUGAAGGAAGACCAUUUUCAUCACUUUUUUAUACAACAAGACCAAAUUAUUAUCAAGCACUUUAUGAUAUUGUUGAAGCUAUGGAAAAAUCAAAUGAACUUGAAGAUGCUGAAAUUCGUAAAGGUUUAGCUGCAAAUGAAACAAAUCAAGUAAAUUUAAUUGGAUCCGAUUGGGUGAAUAAAGAAGAACUUGAAAAAAGAUUUCUGGAGCCAAUGAAUGACAAAGAAUACGAGUAUUUUAUAGCUUCUGCUGAAAGAUUAACUGAACAUCCAUACUCAGCUCAUGCCAAGGAUCUUUUAAUGAAAUUUAGAGAAAUUAAAAAAGUACAAACUGAAGGAUUAAUGAUAACUCCUUUGGAGUAUAACGAACAAGGCAGACCAUUCAUUGUUGUCAAAGAUUGCCAAAGAAAAUCAUCAACAGGAACAGUUAAAAUUUGGGGUAAUGGAACUGGAUUAAUAAAUAUUAAUGGAAAAGAUAUUACAUAUUUUUACGACAAAUAUCAUCGUGAACAAAAAGGAUGA